GCCAAACUCCCCAUGAAUGCAAAUCCAACUUCUCCAAGUUUGUCCCCACUUAGGGAAAUAAGUCAAACAAACAUCACAAAAGCCAAUUCGUCCUAUGAUUCCUAUCCUAUCCAAUUUAUAUCUAUGUCCUAAUUCUAAUUUAAUAAUCAUAUAGAUCCAAAAUCAAAUCCAAGAACACCAUUCAUCCCAAUUCAAUCAAAAACCUCUCCAAGAUGGAACAACAAAAAGAAAUAGCCAAAGGACACAAAAUAAUCUUAAUGCCAUCACCAUUUCAAGGCCACAUAACACCAUUACUCCAACUAGCAACCAUUCUCCAUUCAAAAGGCUUCUCAAUCACCAUUGUUCACACAGUUUUUAACUCUCCAAACCCUUCUUCUUACCCUCACUUCACUUUCCACCCUCUCCACGGUGCCUUGUCCGAUACGGAAGCUUCAAAGGUUGAUGCAGUGCAUCUUACUGAGGUUAUUAAUGUUAGAUGUGUGCAGCCUUUGAAGGAAUGUUUGACUAUGUUGUUGGAUAAGGAAGAUGAUGGUGUUUGUUGUUUUGUUUCUGAUGCUGCUCUUUAUUUUACUCAAGCUGUUUGUGUUGAGUUUGGGAUUCCUAGGAUUGUUCUUAGGACUGGUGGGGCUUCUUCUUUUCUUGUUUUUGCUUCUUUUCCGAUUCUCAGAGAAAAGGGUUAUUUUCCUGUUCAAGAAUCUCGAAUGGAGGAAGCUGUGGAGGAUCUUCCACCACUCAAAGUGAAAGACCUUCCUGUGUUUCAGUCGAAAGAACCUGAGGCAUUCUACAAACUAGUUUGUCGCUUUAUCGAUGAAUGCAAGAAAUCCUCAGGGAUUAUUUGGAACACCUUUGAAGAGUUGGAAUCAUCUGCAUUAACAAAAUUGCGCCAAGAUUUUUCUGUGCCAAUAUACCCUAUAGGCCCUUUCCACAAAUACUCUCUUGCUGGCUCAAAUUCUACUAGCUUAUUAACACCAGACAAAACCUGCAUUUCUUGGUUAGACAAACAAGAACAUAAAAGAGUUGUUUAUGUGAGCUUUGGGAGUAUUGUAGCAAUAAGCGAGGCCGAGUUCUUGGAGAUAGCUUGGGGGUUAGUCAACAGCAAUCAACCUUUCCUGUGGGCGAUUCGACCCGGGACAAUCCGCGGAUCAGAAUGGCUUGAACCAUUGCCAAGUGGGUUCUUAGAAAAUUUGGGAGAAAGAGGGUAUAUUGUGAAAUGGGCUCCUCAAGAACAAGUGCUGAAGCAUCCUGCAGUUGGUGCAUUUUGGACUCAUAAUGGUUGGAAUUCAACUUUGGAGAGUGUUUGCGAAGGUGUUCCAAUGAUUUGUAUGCCAUCUUUUGGAGACCAAAAGAUUAAUGCCAAGUAUGCAAGUGAUGUUUGGAAGGUUGGAGUGCAAUUAGAGGGUAAGCUUGAGAGGGGAGAGAUUGAGAAGGUAAUUCGAAAACUAAUGGUUGGAGAUGAAGGUAAUGAGAUUAGAGAGAAUGUCAUGAAUUUGAAAGAAAAGGCUAAUGUUUGCUUGAAAGAAGGUGGUUCUUCUUAUAGUUUCCUUGAUUCCUUGGUUAGUGAAAUAUUGUCGCUUAAAUCUUCUACAUCUAGAGCUCAUUGAUUACUCGACAAAUUCAGGACCAAGCUUACCAGGUAAACCCCCCCUACAGUACGGUUCCUAUGUAAUCUUGUAACUUGGACCAUAAUAUUUAAACAGUAGUUGUAGUCUGUAAACUCUGUUUGUAUAAUACAAAGGUACAGCAGGAGCUCUGCAGUCCGAGACUUAUGCACAAUUGCUCGAACUCCGUAAUCAAAUUUUGUGUGUUCUAUGUUUGCAUUUUUUUCUGUAUCUAUUUUAUCUUGAACCGGUGUUGCUGUUCUAACACUUACAUUUACCAUGUGUAUUGCAAGAAAUAACUCAGAAUGUAUAUGAAUGAAGCAACAAACAUGUUGGA
Molecule: messenger RNA, 1935 nt
Organism: Medicago truncatula (barrel medic)
Lineage: Eukaryota; Viridiplantae; Streptophyta; Magnoliopsida; Fabales; Fabaceae
Product: UDP-glycosyltransferase 76B1
Exons: 2
Coding region: 213-1601 (462 amino acids)
Molecular function (GO): quercetin 3-O-glucosyltransferase activity; quercetin 7-O-glucosyltransferase activity
Source: RefSeq, a predicted model, not a curated record